Molecule: messenger RNA, 3382 nt
Organism: Melanotaenia boesemani (Boeseman's rainbowfish)
Lineage: Eukaryota; Metazoa; Chordata; Actinopteri; Atheriniformes; Melanotaeniidae
Product: heterogeneous nuclear ribonucleoprotein L-like
Exons: 14
Coding region: 179-1810 (543 amino acids)
Biological process (GO): mRNA processing; regulation of RNA splicing
Cellular component (GO): nucleus
Molecular function (GO): mRNA binding
Source: RefSeq, a predicted model, not a curated record
GUGUGUCCAAUUCACUCACACCUCCACACACACACUGGGAAAGGCGGCGUACCGGCCAGGAUCCGUUACACUUGACCGGAACACCGGCGCUUCUAUGAGCGGACGCGACAUGGACGCAUGCGGCUGACGGAAUCGGACUCGGUUCUUCCUCUCCAACAGGUCCACCGCAGCUACAGACAUGUCGACGGGAGAAGCAGCCGGUCGGCGCGGGGAGGGGGAGUACGGAAGAGCGGCGAAGCGGCUGAAAAUGGAGGAGAAGGGCCGGGGGGAGGAUGAGCUGGAGGAGGGGGAGGACUCGGACAGCGGCUCUGUGCCCGCUAAUGACGCGGUAGAGGCGGACAGCUUAGCCCGUUGGACCGCCGGACCCUGCGGAGCGGAGCGGAGGGAUGAUGCUGAGGACUCACAUCUGAUAUCCCCCAGUCCUGUGGUCCAUGUCAGGGGUCUGUGUGAGGCUGUGGUGGAGGCUGACCUAAUAGAUGCCCUGGAGAAGUUUGGAUCCAUAUGCUACGUGAUGAUGAUGCCGUUCAAGCGCCAGGCCUUGGUGGAGUUCUCUGCAGCGGAGAGCGCCGACCGCUGUGUGUCCUGUGGAGCUGUUUACAUCGCAGGCCAGCAGGCUUACUUUAACUACUCCACAUCGAAGAGAAUCACCAGACCAACAAACGCUGACAACCCUGACAGCGGCAACAAGGUGCUCCUGCUGUCCAUCCAGAACCCGCUCUACCCAAUAACCACGGAUGUCCUGUACACCGUGUGCAACCCCAUAGGAAGCGUGUUGAGGAUCGUCAUCUUUAAACGAAAUGGGAUCCAGGCCAUGGUUGAGUUUGAGUCGGUUCAGUCUGCUCAGAAGGCCAAAGCAGCUCUGAAUGGAGCCGACAUCUAUGCUGGUUGCUGCACACUCAAGAUUGAAUAUGCACGACCGACACGCCUGAACGUGGUAAAGAAUGACAAUGAGAGCUGGGACUACACCAAACCAUACCUGGCCAGACGAGAACAUGGAAAGGGAAGACAAAGACAGGCCAUUUUGGGAGAACACCCAUCAUCCUUCAGUCAUAAUGGUUACGCCUGCCCCCUGCUGCCUCUGCCCAGUAACAGCAGGUACAAGCUGACCUCCGCGGACGUCCCAGACAUGGUGUCCUACCCCUUGCCCCAGUCGUCCUCCUCAUAUUCUGGCUACGCUCCCAGCUCGGUUGCCAUGGUAGGAGGCCUCCACCCUUCCAAGAUGAACUGCUCCCGCAUCUUCAAUCUCUUCUGUCUCUACGGCAACAUUGAGAAGGUGAAGUUCAUGAAGAGUGUACCUGGCACGGCGCUGGUUGAGAUGGGGGACGAGUACUCAGUGGACCGAGCCAUCACACACCUCAACAGCAUCAAGGUGUUUGGAAAAAGACUCAGUGUGUGUGUUUCCAAGCAGCAUGCAGUGAUCCCCAGUCAGGUGUUUGAGUUGGAGGAUGGGAGCAGCAGCUAUAAGGACUUCGCCAUGACCAGGAACAACCGCUUCAGCAGCGCAGGGCAAGCGUCCAAGAACAUCAUCCAGCCCCCAUCUGCGGUGCUGCACUACUACAACCUGCCCCCCUGCGUUUCCCAGGACUACCUACUGAAGCUGUGUGCGGAGCAUGACCUCCCGGGCUUCACCAAGUUCAAGAUGUUUGAAGCCAAACCCUCUUCUAAGACCAUCUCUGGUCUGUUGGAGUUUGACAGUAGGACAGAGGCUGUGGAGGUUCUUACUGUUCUCAACCAUUUCCAGAUCCGGAUACCCAAUGGAUCCAACCCAUACACCCUGAAACUCUGUUUUUCCACCUCCUCUCAUCUAUAAACAUUCUAAAAAUCUCCAGAAGAAACGAGAGGGUGGUGCUAGCCGACCGCAGGAGGAAAUGCAGAUGACAGAAAAGAAGAGCGGGAUGCUUCAGAUGGCCGUCCAGCCACAGCUCCACACCGGCUGAAAGACUUAAUAAACUCCUGGAGGAUGCUCCUCUGAAAACGGUUGUAGAGCAUAAAACUGGGUCUUGUCCCACAUUUUAAUGUUUAACUGGAAAACACACGUAAACAUGGAGAUUUUCAGGGAAGAAUUAGAUCUUGACCGUUGCCAUGGAUACUGUUCAACUAUGAUGGAGAGGGUUUGUGGGUAAAUUGAGUGUGUAGCACAAAGAUUUCCACAGUAUUUCAUGCCAUCUGUUGCCCGUACAGCAGGUUGAGACCAGCAGGAAGUCUGGAAGUCCUCACAUCUCAGCUCUGGAACAUCUUUAGUUUAGUCAGGACUCCAGUGGAUGUGUGAAAACAGCUUUUUGUACUAACUAGAAUCCAAUUAACUCCAGUUAAUGCCAGGUGCUGGGACUGGUGAGGAGUUUGCUGUAAGGUCACAGACCACCUGGAAACUGGAAAAGGAGGCAGUUCUUGAUUAUUUGGUUCUCUGCACAGUCUUGAGGAGGUCACCAAGGGAGGAAAGUCCAGUCAGAUCCAUCAGCAUUGCUAAAAAACUCCUCAUCUCAAGCAGAACUUCUACAAGACAGUCCAACAUCUGAACCUGGUUCCAGGUGGACUCAUCACAGGGUGGAAACAUCCAGAUCCAGAUGGAGGAAAUUCCUGUUCAGCAUCAAACACACCCGGACCUGGAUGACAGCAGGUGUGUCCUCAGCUGAUAGAAAAGCCACGAAGAUCAGACAUUUUCAGUGAAGAGUGACCUUCAGAUUGAAGCGUUGUGUCAGGAAUGGGAAGUUUUCCAUUAGGAAUGAUCCUCAGAUCAGAGCGUUAUGUCGGGGAAAGGGAAGUUGUCCAGCAGGUCUGAUCCUCGGAUCAGAGCGUUGUGUCAGGAAUGGGAAGUUUUGAACGUCCUUCACCCAGUGUGGAUCAGUACUGGAAGGGUACCCGGAGGGUCAAUGUACCAACAACAAGGUGAAGAAGCUGACACUCCAGCGGACAGUCAGAAAUGAGGAACUUUUCUGAUCCAAUCCACGUUACAACAACGUGAGCAUUAACAGGCAUGCUGAGAAACGUCUCAGUCAGCUGACUCCUGUUUAUGUGUUUAUGGCAGGAAUGAACAGGACGUGUUGAUCCAGCAUGGAGUAGGAGUUUCUGCUCUCUAUGUUCAGCCACUGCUGCUGAGACUUCAUGUUGGACAUGUUUGGAACUUUAAACUAGAAGGAAAACCAGGAUGAAGCAAGAAUCCGGGAUGAAGGUGAUCCCAGCCUACUGCAGGUUUUCUUCUAUCAGCCUGGAGCCAGGAAGCAGGUCCUCAGUUUGCACAUCAUGUAAAGUUAAAAUCACAGUCAUGUUACAUUGGUUCCAUCAUCAACAGGAAAUAAUGGCGGGAGCUGAACUCAGAUUCUUUUAUACACUGCAAAUAAACACCUCCAAUACAACCUCCCGUCCAACACAGCCAGGACGCUGC